AUGGCUCUGACUGUGGAGGUUCGCAUGCUCUCUGGUGCGCUGUUGCGGAAGCUCGAGAUGGACGCUGGUGCCGCCGUUGGAGACCUGCGCGUGGCCCUUGAGGAGCCAGACAGCGGACUCAACGUCGAGCAGCAGGAGCUUCUGCAGUCGUUGAUGGCAGGAGGUGCAAAGCUGAUGUCGGGAACUACAACUCUGGAGGAUACGACUCAGCUGCGCGACGUGCCAGAGGAAAGCGGCGUUGUGACCAUCAAUCUCGUGUUAUGUCCGUCGCCGCUAGUUGGUCGAACCUUUGCAGGUUCAGCACCCAUCAAGGCAAGCGGCGUGUACGGAAGUGCUAGUGGCCGCAUCAGCUUCCACGAGGAGAACACUUGUGACGUGCACUGGAAGAACGGAUAUACGUCAGCAGGCCACGCAGACUCUGCCAGCGAAGGUGAGUUUGAGGCUGAGGUGGUUCUGCAGCUUCCCAAAAUCUCCAUCCGCAGCAAAGGGAAGGGGAGGAGGCGCCAUGGAAGCUGCUAUGGCGGCUUUACAGAAGAUUCCUGGAGCCCCGACAGCACAGCGCACCAGUUGGAGGGCGAGUACGUCCCAGAGAAGGGUCUUAAGCUCACUGGUUGGCAGAAGAUGGCGUACUACAACUACCCCAUGGAUGACGCGCUUCUCACGGAGAGCACCUCCACCAAGUGA
Molecule: messenger RNA, 684 nt
Organism: Symbiodinium natans
Lineage: Eukaryota; Dinophyceae; Suessiales; Symbiodiniaceae
Source: the annotation of a GenBank genome assembly